AUGUCAUGCGCUCAAAAUGGAUGUCGGGGCGGUGGUCGUGGAACCAAGGAACCACUCCUCAUUGAUGCGGUCAUUGGCAAGGUGGUUAAACGCAACCGUCGGAACCUCUCCGCCGCCUGGAUAGACUACAAAAAGACAUUCGACUCGGUGCCUCAUACAUGGCUUAAGAGGGUCCUCGAGCUGUACAAGGUUGACUGUACGGUUCGAGACUUCCUCGGGCAGUGUAUGGGGCAGUGGAGUACGAUCCUUUGUCAUCUAGGCCAGCGGAUGACGGCUGCGGAGAACCACAUAAGGAUAAGAAGGGGUAUCUUCCAGGGCGAUUGUUUAAGUCCAAUCUGGUUUUGCCUCUCUCUGAACCCUCUCAGUACCUUACUGGAGGGUUCCGGGAGGGGAUUUCAGCUUCGGAAAGGAGGUACAAAAGUGACCCACCUUUUCUAUAUGGAUGAUCUCAAGUUAUUCGCCUCCAGUCGCUCCCAUCUUGUGGAAUUGCUAAACAUCACUUGUGAUUUUAGCAAUUCUAUUGGAAUGGAGCUGGGGACGGAUAAGUGUGCGAUCCUCCAUGUCGAAAGGGGAAGGGUUGCUAACUCUGAGGGCAUGGACUUAUCUAUGCCCAUCAGCAUAAGGACCCUUUCCGAGGCUGAAACAUACCGAUACUUGUGUAUGUCACAGAACAUCGGUGUCGAUGAGGCGGGUAUGAAGCAGUCAGUUUGCGAAGUGUUUAUGCACGCUUGA
Messenger RNA from Parnassius mnemosyne (clouded apollo), 732 nucleotides. The record is from the annotation of a GenBank genome assembly. Lineage: Eukaryota; Metazoa; Arthropoda; Insecta; Lepidoptera; Papilionidae.